Molecule: messenger RNA, 2274 nt
Organism: Rhipicephalus microplus (southern cattle tick)
Lineage: Eukaryota; Metazoa; Arthropoda; Arachnida; Ixodida; Ixodidae
Source: RefSeq, a predicted model, not a curated record
CCCUUGUCUUAGCGCGGUGGUUUGGGGUCUGUCAAAGAUGUUCAAACGCCACGUCACAAGUUAUUUGCUGGCAACGUGGCAUCACAGCCCUCGCUGUAGUGGUGUGAGACGACACAGCGCGUUCAUAUGCGGAGUGAUCCGGCCGCAACGCGGUCGUGCCGGCAAUCAAUUCCACUCUCGAUCGAGCUUGGUUCAUCAUCCCAGAUACACACGCGAUGUCGUCGUACGGGCUGCCCACUAACGCGGGCGACGAGGUGCUCAGAUGCAAGAUAGCCGAAGUGGGAGACAACUUGCAUUCGCUGGACAUAUCCAACUGCAUCGUAGCGAUACCAGCAUUCCUGCUGUCGGUCGCAUCCGACCUAAGUAACCUCCAAGCAAUUUCGUGCGUUGCAUGCCCUCUGAAGGUGAGCCUCCUUCUGGACCGGCUGCUGUGGUCGUUCGAGAACGUCACGCAGCUGGAGUUCUCGCUCGUCGACGGCAAGGACGAUACCAAGGAAGAACUCACCAAGAUUCAGUGCUUGGCAAGCGUGCACGCGGGUAAGGAAACCAAGAUCCGCAAGAUGUACGUCGAGGUGUCGGACAAACACAACAUCAGGCUGCUGAUGCGGUUCCUGGAAUACUGUCCGCUCCUGAAGGAACUGCACGUUCACUUUGUGCACGAAGUCAGUCCGGACUGGUGCGCGUUGGUGUGCGCGAGCAUCGCCAGGGACUUGCCCGGUUCUGGGACGUUGACGGUCACCUGCGAGGCCCCGUUCACGGCGUACUCAGACCUUAGGCAGCCGGUCGACUUGCGUUAUUGCAUCAAACUUCACGGUACUGUGGUGUUCCGGAAGAAUCUGCGGGCCUUGAACUUCGCCCAGCUGCGAGAUCUGGCUUUGUCACCCGAUACGACGCUCCCGCUUGAACCAGUCGUCCUGGUGGCUGUCGACUCUGCAGAACUCGGUUUCCUCAUUGGCAUCCUUCAGCACAACUGGAGCCACUUACGGAGCCUGUGCUUCCUGCUGUACGCCGGAAACAUCGACCAAUCCGCGUACCCGACCGUCCGCCCUAUGCACGACUCGGCCUUGCGCCAAUUUUUCGCCAGGCUUCUCAACCUCGUCGAGCUCAAUGUCAGCUCCCUCCACUUCGGUGAAGGCGUCGACUUCACAACUCUCCUGGCUGCGCCAGCUAUGCAGCGCCUCCGAGCGCUGUCCCUGCCACCAUGUGGUCUGCGAUCCGAAGGCGCCGUGCGCCGGCUGGCCCUCAAGCUCGGAGGCGUGGAAGAUUUGGACAUCCGACUCAACAUGGAUGGCCGACACAAGAAAUGCCCUUCCUGCGCCAACGAGCUCGCCAUCGAACCCACUGAUGCGAGCGCGUUUUCCACCGGAAUCGGCCGUCUUACGCUAAGCAACGUGCGUAACCUGGUUUCUUUGAACUUUCUGGCGCAUUUCAAGAUGGCCCACUUGCGGUUCAUCGACGACUCCAACGUGCCGCGCUUCGGAUAUAAGGCUCUCUCAACGGCUUUACGCGCCUGCGAAGCCCUCCGCUCUCUUGUCAUCAGGAUGUCUCUCAUAGAAUUCUGCGUGCCGUCUUUCGAGACCUUGUUAAGCCCUGUGAGCGCUCUGGAACGCCUGUGCCUCCUCACCAAGAAUAAGCUGAGGGCAUCGUAUGCGGAGGCGGUCGUGGAAGCCAUGGCCAGCCAACUGCCAUCCAUCUUCUACUUGCACAUCCACUACGUAGAUGUUGAAACAGGCUCCAAAACCAGCACGACCUGGAUUCGCCUGCCCGAAGGUGAGACGGAGGGCCGGCCAAGUAAAGGAAAAGUGAUGUCAGGGAAGCCUUGCAUCAUGUGCUCGACCCAGACGUUCGUAGCACUGGCAAAGCCGCGCUACAGGGAACUGCAGGAAAUUGAACAGCGGCUACGGCGUUUUUGAAGUGGUCACUGCAGGAACUCAGCCUUGUAUAGAGGCAGUUGGAUGAUCUUCGAUAGCUGCGAGUCAUAGUACUGCAUUUGUAUGUCCUCCAUUUGGAAGCGUUGCGUGUGACGAUUUUAGUCGUUACACCUCGAACACAACGAUUAGUUCUUAAACUGCCUACUAUAGAUUUUUUUAUGCUGCUAACAAAUUUUAUUUCUCUUCAUGACUCUGGUCUUCAUGUUACUAAAAGACACCUGCUGGUGCCUGCUUAACGUAUCCACAGCUUCUGACACUAUGACCCAAACGUGUUAGCGAUUUUAUGAGCAGCUUUCACGUGUCAACAAUUUUUAGAACAUUUAAAUACGUUUACGGCUUAGCA